Messenger RNA from Phaeoacremonium minimum UCRPA7, 1338 nucleotides. RefSeq names its product putative mannose-1-phosphate guanyltransferase protein. The transcript has 4 exons. Lineage: Eukaryota; Fungi; Ascomycota; Sordariomycetes; Togniniales; Togniniaceae. The coding region runs from base 1 to 1338 and encodes 445 amino acids. Gene Ontology annotation, cellular component: cytoplasm. The record is from RefSeq and is a predicted model, not a curated record. Gene Ontology annotation, molecular function: transferase activity. Gene Ontology annotation, biological process: biosynthetic process.
AUGUCACUACAGAUCCCCCACCGCGAUAAGCAGGCAAACGGUGCCCACGGCGCCACAAAGGCCGUCAUUCUGGUCGGUGGCCCUUCCCGUGGCACUCGAUUCCGACCGCUGUCUCUCGACGUCCCCAAGCCUCUCUUCGAUGUCGCCGGACACCCCAUCAUCUGGCACUGCCUGACUGCCAUCGACAAGGUGCCCUCCAUCCACGAGGUCUGCAUGAUCGGCUACUACGACGAGUCCGUCUUCCGCGACUUCAUCAAGGACGCCGCCACUCAGUUCCCCAACCUGUCCAUCAAGUACCUGCGAGAGUAUCAGGCUCUGGGUACCGCCGGCGGUCUCUACCACUUCCGCGAUGCUAUCCUCAAGGGCCGCCCCGAGCGCAUCUUCGUCCUCAACUCCGACGUCUGCUGCUCUUUCCCCCUCAACGACAUGCUGAAGCUCUUCAACGAGAAGGACGCCGAGGCCGUCAUUCUCGGCACCCGCGUCAGCAACGACGCCGCCAGCAACUUUGGCUGCAUCGUGAGCGACAGCCACACCCGCCGCGUGCUACACUACGUCGAGAAGCCGGAGAGCCACAUCAGCAACCUCAUCAACUGCGGUGUCUAUCUCUUCAGCACCGAGGCCAUCUUCCCCUCCAUCAGGAGCGCCAUCAAGCGACGGGCCGAUCGCCCUGCCCGCCUCGUCAGCUACCCCAGCUCCGAGAACCUCGAGAACUCCUUCAUACUAGACCACGACGACGAGGAUGACGAGAGCAAGAAUCAGAUUAUUCGUCUGGAGCAGGACAUCCUCGGUGACAUGGCCGAUAACAAGCAAUUCUUCGUCUACGAAACCAAGGACUUCUGGCGCCAGAUCAAGACGGCCGGCUCAGCCGUCCCUGCCAACGCUCUCUACCUGCAGAAGGCCUGGCAGAGCGGCUCCAAGGAGCUUUCUGCCCCCUCAGCGAACAUCAUCGCCCCUGUCUUCAUCCACCCCAGCGCCCACGUGGAUCCCACAGCCAAGCUCGGCCCCAACGUGUCCAUUGGUCCCCGCGCAACCGUCGGCGCUGGUGCCAGAGUCAAGGAGUCCAUCGUGCUGGAAGAUGCGGAGAUCAAGCACGACGCCUGCGUGCUGUACUCCAUCAUUGGCUGGAACAGCCGUGUUGGCGCCUGGGCCCGUGUCGAGGGAACCCCUACCCCUGUCACUAGCCACACGACCAGCGUUGUGAAGAACGGCGUUAAAGUCCAGGCCAUCACCAUUCUCGGAAAGGAGUGCGGAGUUGGCGAUGAGGUGCGAGUGCAAAACUGCGUCUGCUUACCCUACAAGGAACUAAGACGGGAUGUUGCCAACGAGGUCAUCAUGUAA